Molecule: messenger RNA, 1731 nt
Organism: Miscanthus lutarioriparius
Lineage: Eukaryota; Viridiplantae; Streptophyta; Magnoliopsida; Poales; Poaceae
Source: the annotation of a GenBank genome assembly
AUGCAGGCAGGGAGCUCUGCUCCCUGUAAAACCUGGCUCAUCGGCUUCUUCUGCGCCGUCUGCAUCACGUGCCUGUUUGGUGUAGUCGCUCUCCCUCCACUUCGGGUCAUUCAGAUUCAGAGCCAGUCUGUCUAUCCGCCGCUGCGGCGAACGAUCCUCUGGAAUUUUACAUUGGCCCAGCCUGCUGAUGGGGCAGCAGCAGCAACAGAUGAGUUGCCUUCUGCACCAGAGAAGAUGGAACAACCAACGGAAAACGAAAACAUCACUGAAGAUGCUAGGAUAAUGCACCUGUACAAUUCAUGGAGCACUUUGCUCAACACUGACAAAGAUGGAGUCCUGAAAAGUUCAGACGGGGUCUUUAAAAGUUCAAACGUGCCACGGCCACCUCAUCUGGAAGACUGCAGGACUAAUGCAGAAAGAAAUGAACUAUUCGAUAGCUAUGGCGAUAACAGUACAUUCCCUCCAUGGACGUUAUGGAAAGGGUCACUUGGGCUUGAAUUCUUGAGCCACAAGUAUUCAGAACAUGCAGAUCAGCAUAGGCAGCAUCCUCCCUGGAUUGUAGGAUCUGAUGAGGAGAACUAUCCAUUGACCAGACAAGUGCAGAGAGAUAUAUGGACUCAUCAGCACCCUCGGAACUGCAGCGAUCCAAGCUUACGGUUUCUGGUUGCAGACUGGGAGAGGCUGCCUGGAUUUGGUAUUGGCGCGCAGAUCGCUGGAAUGUCAGGACUUUUUGCUAUUGCCAUGAAAGAGAAGCGGAUACUGGUUACAAACCACUACAACCGUGCUGAUCACAAGGGUUGCAAAGGUGCCUCAAGAUCUAGUUGGUCUUGCUACUUUUUUCCUGAGACAUCUCCGGACUGCCGCAACCGGGCUUUUGAGCUCAUGCAAAGCAAAGCCUCUUGGGCUGAUGGUACUGUAAAAGUGAAGGGAAACUAUACCUCCAAGGAAAUUUGGCUUGGACGCAUACCUAGGGUGUGGGGGAAACCUUGGAAAUAUUUGCAACCGACAACAGAGAUAAAUGGUAAAUUGAUUACAAAUCAUCGUAAAAUGGAUAGGAGAUGGUGGGUAGCACAGGCCACAAGGUAUCUAAUGAGGUUCCCGACAGAUUACAUGUGCGGAUUACUGAAUGUCGCUAGGCACUCUGCAUUUGGUUUGCAAGCAGCAAAGUUGGUUCUUCAGAGUAUUCAGGAUGACUCACCAAAGGUUGGCACUACUAGAACCAGAUCUGAUAUUGAACGUCUUGUGUGGUCAGACCACAAACCAUAUAUACCACGGCCUCUUCUCAGCAUGCAUGUAAGAAUGGGAGACAAAGCUUGUGAAAUGGCGGUGGUUGGCUUUGAGGAAUACAUGGAGUUGGCUGGCAACCUGCGCAAACAGUUUCCAGGUCUCAAGAACAUCUGGCUUUCUACUGAAAUGCAGGAAGUUGUUGACAAAACAAAACUUUACCCCCAUUGGAGUUUCUACUUCACAAGCGUGGCACGCCAAGGUAGCAAUAUGACCAUGGCAAUGUAUGAGGCCAGUUUGGGCCGUGAGACUAGCACAAACUACCCCCUUGUGAAUUUCAUGAUGGCCACCGAAGCGGAUUUCUUCAUUGGAGCACUGGGAUCAACCUGGUGCUACCUAAUUGAUGGAAUGAGAAACACUGGAGGGAAGGUAAUGUCCGGCUACCUAUCGGUGAACAAGGACCGGUUCUGGUCCAUAUCUUUUGAUCUGGUGUCCACUAAGAGCUAG